AUGAGCAAGAAGGAGUUUGCGAGGCUGCUGGACAGGCUGAGGGGCGAGCACUCGGAGCGGGUGCGCUUCUGCAAGCGGGGCGGCGGAAGCGCGGUGGUCGAGAACAGGUGGGAGGGAAGCCGGAAGAUCGAGUUCGGCAUCGAGGAGGUCGAGGAGCCCUCAAGCCUGGACGCGGUGCUCAAGGACGCCGAGAGGUGCUCGGUGCUGUGGAGGAAGAGCCACGGUGGCAAGGCCCCCAGGAUGGAGGUGAAGACGAGGCCAUUGAGGACAAGGAGAAUGCCGCGUUCCUGCGCGUCGUAG
Prorocentrum cordatum is the source of this 300-nucleotide messenger RNA. NCBI's taxonomy places the organism in Eukaryota, Dinophyceae, Prorocentrales, Prorocentraceae. The record is from the annotation of a GenBank genome assembly.